GGGAUGCCGACAGCCUCGAUGGCGAUCAUGACGUUACUGUGGAUGAGCAGCCGGAUCUUCGGCCUCUCAUACUCAGCAAAGAUUCGGCAACUAGGAACAGUCUAGCGCUGUGGAUCGCCGCCCGAUCACUGCAGCAGACUGCUGGCCAAACCGGUUCUAAGCUUACUGGGCACGAACCUGGGUCGGAGCAUUGCGGUGCAGCGAGUGGACCCUCCAAAAACCGGUAUUGACAACAUACUAAGAGUUUUUCUAUGGAGUUUGAAACCCACCCAGAGGUCGGACUAACGUCGGUGCAGGUUCUGGGCAGAAAUUGGACUCUUAUAAACCCCAGGACCAGGGACACCUCAUCCCGACGUAGUCUUUCUCUCCUUUCUUGACUCCCUUUGCUCGCUGCAUCCCCACGAACAAUCAUGGCGGAACCCGACCAACGCGAGGUUCAACAGGCCCUCGAGGCCCAUCAUAAACCACCGUCUGAAAAGGGCGGAGACCCCGACAACGGGGGUACUGCCGACGCGCCCAUCAUCCCCAGUAUGGGGGUUGAGAAGGCUGAACAGGAGAACGCGGGCAAGGAGGACGUGCGCCCCGAUGGGAAGCGCGAAUUGAAGGAGUACGAGUGCUACGAGAAGCUCGGAUACUGCUGGCCGCGGUGGAAGAAGUGGUCUUAUCUUGCUGCGGUCGCCUUCGUGCAGGUGUCCAUGAACUUCAACACCUCUGUCUUCCCCAAUGCCGUGAAGCCGCUGGCUGAGCACUUCCAUAUCAGCGAGCAGCACGCCCGUACUGGUCAGAUGGCCUACCUGGUGGCAUACUCCAUUGGGUGUGAGCUGUGGGCCCCGUGGAGUGAGGAAUUUGGGCGCUGGCCUAUCCUCCAGCUCUCCAUGUUCCUGAUCAACAUCUGGCAGAUUCCCUGUGCGCUGGCUCCUAACUGGGGAACCAUUGUCGUCUGCCGUGCUUUGGGUGGUAUUUCUACUGCUGGUGGCAGUGUCACGCUUGGUUUGAUUGCCGAUAUCUACGAGAAGGAGACGCAGCAGUUCCCUCUCGCCUUCAUCGUCUUGUCUUCCUGCAUUGGAACCAGUAUCGGUGGUGUCAUCGGUGGUCCCAUUCAGCGCUUCCUCGAGUGGGAAUGGUUCUUCUGGAUCCAGCUCAUCUUCGGCGCCGUCACCCAAGCCAUCAUCUUCUUCAUGCCGGAGAGUCGAUCAACCAUCAUCAUGGAUAAGGAGGCCAAGCGCAUGCGCAAGUCCGGCGAAGACCCCAACGUCUACGGGCCCAACGAGCUGAAGAAGCCCCGUGUGUCGGCCAAGGAGGCAUUCAAUAUCUGGAUCCGACCCUUCCACAUGCUGCUCACCGAGCCCAUUGUCUUCUGUCUCUCCCUGCUGUCCGGUUUCUCCGAUGCCCUCAUCUUCAUCUUCCUCGAGAGUUUCCCCCUCGUUUACAAGCAGGGCUGGGGCUUCGGUACCCUCGCCAUCGCCUGGGCCAUCAUCCCGAUCAACCUGGCCUACUUCCUCACCUACUUCUCCUACUGGCCGUGGUUCUGGCGCGACAUGCAACUCCGAAAGCGCAUCGAAGACGACGAUAUGCUCCCCGAGCGCCGUCUGAAAUGGCUCCUGUGGCUCGCGCCCCUCGAGCCCAUUGGCCUGAUGGGCUUCGCUUGGACAUCCUUCGGUAAAGAGCGGAACAUCCCCUGGAUCGCAUCGAUGAUCUUCUCGACGUGCGUCGGUAUAGCAAACUACGCCAUCUACCUGUCCUCGGUCGACUACAUGGUCGCCGCCUACGGUGUCUACUCUGCUUCCGCGACCGGUGGUAAUGCCUUCGCUCGCGAUCUGCUGGCUGGUGUGUCUGCGAUGUAUGCCACGCCUAUGUACAAGAAUAUCGGUGACAAGUGGCACACCCAGUAUGCGUCUACCGUGCUGGCCUGUCUGUCGUGUGUUGUUGUGGCGCCGAUUUACGUCUUCUACUGGAAGGGCCCGCAGAUCCGUUCGAAGAGUAAGUUCGCUCAGGCUCUUGCUGCCGAGAAUAAGACGAACCAGGGAAGGAGGAUUAGUAGGAUGGAGAGCCAGCAGUGGGCUUAGAUACGAGCAUUAUCAUAUGAGCUGAUGAUAUGAUGUGGUGUGUUAAAUAUUAUAUCAUGUACCUAUACCCUGAUAUCUGUACAUAUGGAUCGGCAUCUGCGGUGUUGGAUGGUCAUUAUGAUGGCAUUGCUAUAUUGGAACUGUUUUAAUGUUUUAUUGAAUUAUAACUAGACUUAUGGCUAGAAUAUGCUUAACAAUUUUC
Aspergillus versicolor CBS 583.65 is the source of this 2268-nucleotide messenger RNA. RefSeq lists its product as uncharacterized. Bases 411 to 2066 code for a protein of 551 amino acids. The record is from RefSeq and is a predicted model, not a curated record. Lineage: Eukaryota; Fungi; Ascomycota; Eurotiomycetes; Eurotiales; Aspergillaceae. The transcript has 3 exons. Gene Ontology annotation, molecular function: transmembrane transporter activity. Gene Ontology annotation, biological process: transmembrane transport.